Molecule: messenger RNA, 1512 nt
Organism: Fusarium vanettenii 77-13-4
Lineage: Eukaryota; Fungi; Ascomycota; Sordariomycetes; Hypocreales; Nectriaceae
Exons: 3
Coding region: 1-1512 (503 amino acids)
Biological process (GO): transmembrane transport
Cellular component (GO): membrane
Molecular function (GO): transmembrane transporter activity
Source: RefSeq, a predicted model, not a curated record
AUGACUAAACUUACCGACCCCAACAUCGAGCUUGGAGUAGACGAGAAGCCCACUGGCGUUCACCAUGAACGCAUCCAGUUGCUUGCCAACUUGCCUGACCCUGAUGCUGGUAAAAGCGACGAGGAACGCGCUGAGAUUGACCGAAAGCUCAUGUGGAAAGUCGACCUCUGGCUUAUCCCCUGGCUGUCCCUCCUCUAUCUUCUCUCGUUCCUCGAUCGAACCAAUAUCGGCAACGCCCGACUCGCUGGCAUGGAACUUGAUCUCAACAUGUCAGGAACCGACUACAACCUGUCCUUGACCAUCUUCUUCAUCAGCUAUGCUGUUUUCGAGCCCCUUACGAACGCCCUUCUGAAGCGGCUUACACCUCGAAUCUUCUUUACCAUCAUUAUUGUCGUCUGGGGUAUCAUCAUGACCCUGAUGGGUCUUGUUACAAACUUCAAGGGCCUUCUCGCUGCACGUUGGUUUCUCGGCGUCGCGGAAGCUGGUCUAUUCCCAGGCGUGAACUACUACCUGUCCUGCUGGUAUAAGGGAUCAGAAAUCGGCGCCCGAUCCGCUGUCUUCUUUUCUGCGGCUGCUCUUGCAGGUUCUUUUGGUGGUCUUCUCGCUGCUGCUAUCGCCAAGAUGGAUGGCAUCGGCGGCAAGCCAGGCUGGGCAUGGAUUUUCAUCAUUGAAGGUCUCGCCACAACUUUCGUCGGUUUCUUCUGCUGGUGGAUGGUCUUUGAUUGGCCCGAGAACGCUCGCUUUCUCUCACCAGACGACCGAGUUCGGGUCCAGCGACGCAUCAUCGCUGACAGGCAAGGCAAGACGGCCGAAGAUUUCGACAAGCGACACAUCUAUGAGGCUCUCAAGGACUGGAAGACCUAUGGAUACAUGGCCAUCUAUAUGGGCUGUCUUGUUCCACUCUACGCCUUCUCUCUCUUCCUCCCUACAAUCCUUCGAGGGAUGGGAUACGUGGGAACUCGAGCCCAGCUGCUGAGCGUUCCCCCGUACGCGGCUGCUGCGACAAUGACAAUUUCCAUCGGCCUUCUUGCUGACAAGACCCGCUGGCGCGGAUACCUCAAUAUGGUCACAGUUAUUGUAGGCAUUGGCGGCUUUCUCAUGCUCAUCGCCACCUCCAAUCCAAAGAUCCAAUAUGCUGGAACUUUCCUCGGAGCCAUCGGCAUCUACCCCACCAUUCCCAACACCCUAUCAUGGCUCAUCAACAACACCGAAGGAUCGCUGAAGCGUGCCGUCGUCCUUGGCAUGGUGGUCGGAUGGGGCAACCUGAACGGCGUGGUGUCCUCCAACAUCUACUUGGUUAAGGAAGCUCCUCGGUUCUGGUCCGGUCAUGGUGUCGUUCUUGGAUACCAGGCAGUUUUCCUCCUCGGAGGGUCUGUUUUUAUGCACUUUGCUCUGGCAAGGCAGAACAAGGUUCGAAGAGAGGGUAGGAUGAAUGAGAAAUGGGAUGCCAUGACUGAGGAGCAGAGAUGGGUUGCUGGUGACAAGCGUCCCGAUUUCAUUUACACGAUUUAG